UUAGGCGCAGGCUACCCCUUGUUAGCGUGAGAGCUGCAGGUUGAGCGUCUUGGUUGCAGAUGAGCAGAGAGAAAACAUUGAAGGGAGAGAGAAAGAAAGAAGGGGGGCUAGCGGAGAAGCCUUUGGCAGGCGAAUUAUGCAUGCACUAGGGGAGCGCUGAGAGAAUGGCUGUGGAAGGAUGCUCGUAAAACGUUGUGGCAGCAUAAGAGGAAGGCAGUGGAUCUGCACCCUGUGGAAUACAGUCACCAAAAGGACUUGCAUGGAUCUGGUAUUUAGAUUAUGGGCUUUUUGUGGCUGUGAUUCUAAGUCCUUCCUUCCUGUGAACCAGAGCUAUGAGUUGAGGGCUAGUACAAAGCAUCUGUUACUUACAUUAGCGGGCACUUACUCAUGCAGCCAGUGGUACUGACUUCAGUUGGAUACUUGGCUAUCCAUUGCAAUCUGAAUCCCAAUGGCAUUGAUCGUCCUGUCCACACAGAAGAUAUUAACCUAUCAUUUGAAGGUGAAAGUGUUGAGUUGCCCUCGCUGAAGAGUGAUAUUCCUCAGAAGGUGCUCGAACCUAAAGAGACACCCAAGAGACACCAGGUGGAACCAGAAACCUCUAAGUCUGGUACUGUGAAACUGACAAAACCAGUAGCUCUGUGGACUCAGCAGGAUGUCUGCAAGUGGUUGAAGAAACACUGCCCUAAUCAGUAUCAAAUCUACAGUGAGUCAUUCAAACAGCAUGACAUAACGGUGCACUUUUCUACAUUUAAGGAGAAUGCCUGUCUGCAGGGCAGCUGCAAUUACAUGAAGCAGAAUGUUACAGCUAGACUCUUGCUGUGCUCUCAGAGAAACAUUAAUUUUGUUCUCACUUGUUUUGUUUCCCUUAAUCUAUUAAAAACGUCAUUGAGACUGCAAGUAAACCAUCACUAGAGGUAUGGAAAAUAUAACACCUACAAAUUCAUUUUUUACUGUUCAUUCUGUAGUAGGUACAUUUUCAAUGUAUUGUAAAUAGUGCUAGUAGACUCUUGCGCGCACACACAAAAAUCCUAAAAGAUGCACACUAUCCAUGUGUCUCUAUAGUGGGAGAAAAUUGUAGGAUAAUUGUAGGUUGUCACUGGAGAAAUAAGAUGUGGUCACAUCACUAUAGCCCGUAUCAUAAUGCACAUGCACAAAGGAUAGAGUUCAGGUUGUUCGUGAAAGCUUAACAUUGGUGUUCUUGACUCCUAAGAACUAAAUAGUGCAACUGUAUCACUUCUUUGCACAUGCUAUGUAAUGAUUAUUGGGUCGCAAGCUGAUGAGGACAGACAUUUUGAGGUGGUGGUAUUUUGAAAAGAAAACCUCUGGGAUAUGUAUGUCUGCUGGCUAAGGAAUGUAGGUUAUAAAACUACCCCAUUAAAAAUGUAGUUGAAAAUGUCAUAAAGUGUUUCAAUAUCAUAAAUAUUUGGACAUUAAUAAACUGGCAUCUGUUUGUCAAUGAGUGUAUACUUGCAUUUUGUUUGUGCACUUUUAAGAAGUUCCCCUCAAAUGUUGUCCUAAUGGUAGCCUAUAGUGAUGAUUAAGGCCUUACCAAAUUCACAGCCAUGCAAAACAUAUCAUGGACUAUGAAAUCUGGUGUCUCCCGUGAAAUCUGUCCUCUUGUAUGUUUGUUUUUACCCUAAUCUAUAUAGACUUCAUCUGGGACAACAGUAUUUCUCAAAUUGGGGGGUCCUGACCCAAAAAGGAGUUUCAGGGGCAAUCCUGAGGUUACGUUAGGAGGGUCAGGGUAUAAAUGCAAUGUAUGGUUAUAUUGUAAUCCCUGUUUUCUUAAUGAACUCAUUUAUAUUAAAUAAAGUAUUUAAUUUUAUUUCCUGCGUCAUUCACAGUCUUCCAUUGAUUUAAACUAUCUCUAACCAGCCUGGAGGCUUGGAUUUGUAAAGAAUUCAGUUUGGUUUUAUUCCUUAUUUUUAAAAUACUAAGUGAGGCACACAAAUCAAUGGUUACAUAAGUUAACUUAAUGAUCACACUGGGCUUUGUUUAUUAGUAGAUUACUAGAAAUGAGUUAAAUUCUGACCUUCACAGUGUAUCUGAAAUAAACUAUCCUGACCACUCUUUAUUGUGCUUAAGCUGAUGGACUCCUGGCUUUCAUUUCACUGUUGGAUAAAGAAUGCUUUGACUCUGUACCAGAUAGGUAUGAGAACUGCCUUUUUGUUUAUCCAGUUCCCUUAUCAGAGAUAUUGUUAGUUGUCAGUAAACCAUCAGUUGGAGUAUCUGAGCAUUUGCUACUUGUUCUUGAAUUCCAGAUGUCAGAAGAGGUAAUUUAGGUUGAGAGUACAUGUAAACAAUUCCUUCUCUUUCUCAGAAAUCUCACAAGAACCAAAAUUUAAAAAAAAAGAGGAGGAAAAGGGAAAAGAUGGUUCUUUUUAUCCCAUCUGAACACCAGAGUGAAUUGUUUGGUAAAGAACAAGUAUUUACAUAUCUUUUUUGUGAGCAAACUCUUAGUAAGCAACACCAACUACAUCAUGCACUGGCUACUUCUGACUUUGGAAAAAUGGGUUAGGAAUGGUUACACCAGUUUGAUCUCCCAUCUGGCAGGAAAAGAGUCAGGUGCAGGUUGAACCCUCUCUAGUCCAGCACCCAUGGGACCUGACUGGUGCUGAACCAGAGAAUUUGCCAUAUCAUGGGAGGUCAUCUGUUAAGCAUCAUUACCAACACUUCAACUGCUUACUGGGCUCUUAGAAGACA
Pelodiscus sinensis (Chinese soft-shelled turtle) is the source of this 2703-nucleotide messenger RNA. Lineage: Eukaryota; Metazoa; Chordata; Testudines; Trionychidae. The record is from RefSeq and is a predicted model, not a curated record.